AUGGUCGAACCUCCCACGCCCGAUUUAUCACAUUUAAGUGCUGAGGAACGUCAAAUUAUUGAAGAAGUACUUCAACGACAGCGUGCUGAAGAAGAAAAAGAAACUCAACUUAGCCAGAAAGCUGAUCAAGAAUUAGAAGCUAUCGAAAAGCAAAUUAAUCAACGAAAAGAGAUCGCACAACGUCUUGUUGGGACACAAGAUGAUGCCAUUUGUCAAAUUUGUCAAAAAACUAAAUUUGCAGAUGGUAUUGGUCAUAAAUGUUUUUAUUGCCAAUUACGAUCAUGUGCUCGAUGUGGUGGACGUACAGCAAGUAGAAAUAAACCAAUUUGGGCAUGCUCUUUAUGUCAACAGAGGCAACGAAUUCUUGCAAAAACUGGCAAAUGGUUUCAACAAGCUGCAAUAGCUGAUGAAACAAAAGGAACGGCUAGUCCGGGAGAUAUCAGUCCAACAUAUUCGGCACCUCGAACACCAGUACCAUCAACAAGUCGUAAGAGUAGUGUGGUAAGUCCAACAACACGAACUAAUGGUCCAUAUUCGGCAGCUGUUGCUUCCGGAUCAAGCAUACAAACAUCAACAAUACCUACUAUUCCUUCUUCUGAUACUAAACAAUCCAUUCCGGUACAACAGGAACGAAUACAAACAAUGCGUAAACCAGUAAAUUCAUCCAUUAAACGACAAACGACACUUUUACGACAACCAUCUCUUAAGACGGAACGUCGAAAUGGUAUAACCGGAUCUGCAACAGAUCAUAUACAUGAUAACUCGAAACAACAUAAUGAUGAUGAUGAUGAAUAUUCAGCGGAUAGAUCGAUAAUUGUUGAAAAUUGCGAGCAAAUUAUAUCAUCAGAUUAUAAAUUAUCACCAGAAAUUAAACCAUCAAAUGCUGAAUGUAAUUAUACAAAAAUUAGGACUAAAAGUCCUGAAAAACUACGGCAGCAAUCUAGUAAAUCAUUUGAUGAUCAAAAUCGAAGGUAUCAAUCUCAACCGGAUGUUACAAUUCGUAACGAACGGCAACAAAAGAAUAUAGAUAGUGGUAUAGAACCGGAAAAGAAUACAUGCUCGACUGUUGUUGUUAAUGUAAGUUCGGGUGGUGGCGCAGAAUUACGACGUUCACGUAUCAUCCGUGAAAGUGAUCUCAAACGAAUACCUGCUACUACACCUGCUAUAACUGAGCAACAAGUUUAUCCGUUACCACCGGCAACAAGUAAUGUAUUUUCCGUGGGAAGGCGAAAAAUAAGACUUCCAAGACAACUUCAUUCGAUGUCUUCAUCAGAAGAUGAAUUACCAUCAACAUCAAAUGGUAAUAAUGACGAAGUAAUAGCACGAAUUGAUACUGAAAUUAGUUCUGAAAAAGAUAUCCUAAGGUAUAUUUAUGGUCCACAAAAAGUACGAAGUGGACAUAAAUGUUAG
This is a messenger RNA of Loa loa (African eye worm), 1410 nucleotides long. RefSeq lists its product as hypothetical. Lineage: Eukaryota; Metazoa; Nematoda; Chromadorea; Rhabditida; Onchocercidae. Gene Ontology annotation, biological process: regulation of membrane potential; intracellular protein transport; regulation of synaptic plasticity. The coding region runs from base 1 to 1410 and encodes 469 amino acids. Gene Ontology annotation, molecular function: small GTPase binding; transmembrane transporter binding. The transcript is spliced from 10 exons. The record is from RefSeq and is a predicted model, not a curated record. Gene Ontology annotation, cellular component: presynaptic membrane; cytoskeleton of presynaptic active zone.